AUGAAAAAACUUAAAUUUCUUAAGAAAAACCUCAUAAAAAAGGGAAUCAUCUUUGUUGAUUCAGAUGUAAACAACACGAACAUUAUGAAACAUGUUACUUGCCUUUAUGACUUUAAGGUGACCAUUGCUGUUGCAAACUUUGCUUUUUCGACUCCGUUGCUGUUAAAUCGCUGCAUAUUCUUUAAAUUUCUGUCAAAAUGUCGGAACAGUCGAAUCUUAAUAAAAGUUUCCAAUGUUGAUCUCGAGAAAGGACUUCCUUUGGACAACCCAAAGGUAUAG
Molecule: messenger RNA, 279 nt
Organism: Schizosaccharomyces cryophilus OY26
Lineage: Eukaryota; Fungi; Ascomycota; Schizosaccharomycetes; Schizosaccharomycetales; Schizosaccharomycetaceae
Exons: 2
Coding region: 1-279 (92 amino acids)
Source: RefSeq, a predicted model, not a curated record